Eimeria acervulina is the source of this 3489-nucleotide messenger RNA. RefSeq lists its product as hypothetical. The transcript has a single exon. NCBI's taxonomy places the organism in Eukaryota, Apicomplexa, Conoidasida, Eucoccidiorida, Eimeriidae. Bases 1 to 3489 code for a protein of 1162 amino acids. The record is from RefSeq and is a predicted model, not a curated record.
AUGGGUGUGGGGGUCGUCCCGCGUCUGCUGCAGAGACGAACUGCAGCAGCAUGGAGAGCAGCAGCUCUGGAGCGUUUGGCUCUUGGGGUGUAUACACAGCGCUGCUGCUGCUGCUCUGCUUCUUCCCCUGCCCUAAACAGCAGCUUCGGCCAAAGGACCCACAGUAACAGCAUCAUCAGCAGCAGCAGCAUCAGCAGCAGCAGCAGCAGCUGUAGCAGCAGCACGCAACUGCCGCAGCCAGAAUCCAUUUACAGCCGCAGAGGAGACAUCAAACUCAUUUGCAGGUUUGCGCACGAAAGAGACAUCGAUGCGCUGCUGCUGCAGCUGCUGGGACCCUCGCUGCAGCAACAGCAGCAGCAGCAACAUCAACAACAGCAGCAGCAGGAGAUCCGCCGUGAUGCUGCUAAUGUGAAGGAAAGCGAUGGGCAGCAGCAGCUGCUCUCGCUACAGGCGGCGUGUGCAUCAGCAGCAACAUACUCAGCAGCAGCAGCAGCAGAUUCAACAGCAACUGCAGCAAAUUCAGCAGCAGCUGCAGCGCCUGCUGCUGCUGCUGCUGCAGUAGCACCGAGCUCCAGGGCGGUCCACCUCAGCAGGGCUGUCUCUCGCGUGCUGCAGCUCAAGGGCUCUGCAGCAGCAGCAGCAGCAGCAGACGCAGCAUUCCUGCUUGGCUGCUACGGCCGCCCAUGCUGCAGAGACACUUGGCGGCUGCUGCAGCAGCAGGCUAUUCUGCUGCUGCAGCAGGGGCAAUUCAGCAGCGCAGCAAAAAUAUGCUACGGAUAUUUGAACUUGCUGUUCGUACACCGCAAACGCCCAGCUGCUCCACCUGCUGCUGCUGCACCUACAGCAGCAGCAGCAACAACAGCAGCAGCAGCAGCAGAAGCAGGCCCCACACCAUACUCAGCUGGGCCCUUGAACUGGGAAGGAGAUGAGGAGUCCGCAGCAGCAGCAGCAGCAGCAGCAGCAAAUGAUUCAGCCCCAGUCGUAUCCUCAGCAGCAGCAGCCGCAGCCAAUGGGGACGACGAGCAGCAGCAGGCAGCUGCUUUGCUGUUUCUGCAACUGCAGCAGCACGUGCGAUCCAAGGCAGCAGCAACUGCAGCAGCAGAGGAAGCAGCAGCAGCGGCAGCAGCAGCAGUUUCCCUCCCCCAUGCGACAUCAGCAGCACCACCAGCCCAGCCUUCCACAUCACCAGCAGCAGCAGCAGCAGCAGCAGAAGCAACACUAACCCCAGCUGAAACUGUAGCAGCAACAACAACCCCAGCAACAGCAGCAUCAACAAACCCAGCGGAAGCAGCAGCAGCCCCCGGAGCAGCAGCAGCAACCCCAGCAGCAGCAGCAACAGCAGCAGCAGCACCAAUUGCUGCUGCUGCAACCCCCCUGACGUGGGAGGAGGCGAUUUGGUAUUUGAAGCUGCUGAGCUGCUUCCGCUGCGUGCAGGAUCUGCUGCUGCUGCAGCAAAUAUGCAGGUGGCUCGCCCACACAAUGCAUGCACUGCAACAGCAACUGCAGCAGCAGCAGCAGCAGCAGCAGCCUCAGCAUGCUCUGUUGCUGCCCACAGCUUCCCAGAAGCUCCGGCCAAGCGUGGUGCUGCUGCGCCUGCCGCAGCAGCCGCAGCAGCAGCAGCAGCUGCAGGAGCUGCAGCAGGAGCAGCAGCAAAAGCUGUUGCAAGAUGUAGCAACAGUUAUUCGCUGUCUUUAUGAGUGCCUUCACGUGGAUAUACCGCUGCUGUCAGCAGCUUGUUUGCUGCUGCAGCAGGGAGCGCCGCUGCUGUCUGCUGCUGCUUGCUGCAGCACCUUACACUGCUUGUCGCUUCUGGGGCACAAUGACCCUGCUGCUGCUGCAGCAAUAACAGCACAUCUUGUAAGCAGCAAACAGCUUGCGGCUACGCCGCUGCAGCAAAUGUCGCAGCUGCUGCUGGCAAUGCAGCGGCUGCGCUUGAAGGACGACUUGCUGCUUGCUGCUUGCUGCAGCAGCUUGCUUCAGAGAGCCUCCCGGCUACAGCAGCAGCUGCUGCUGCUGCCACCGCAGCAGCAGCAGCAGCAAAGCCGACACUUUAUCGCUGUCUUCCACUGUCUGACUGUGGGCGGCGCCUGCAGCAGCUCGGCUCUGCGCCAGCUGCUGCCGCUGCUGCAGCAAGCAGCAGCAGCAGCAGCAGCAGAAUCUGCUGUGCUCGCGUGGCAUAGUGUUGUCUCUUUAGGGGCCUGGGUUGGCCCUUUGAGGGCCCUUGUGAAGCAGAGGGUCCUUGCACAUCUCCAGCAGCAGCAGCAGCAGCAGCAAAAGCAGCUGCAGCAGAAGCAGCAGCAGCUGCUGCAACUGCCCCCGUCUGCCCUGCUGGCAGCAACAACUCUCUGUUAUCACCACCUUGGCUUCUACGACGCACCGCUGCUGCUGCAAAUUGCUGCUGCUGCAGCCCGUGAGCUGCAGCAGCAGCAGCAACAGCAGCAGCAGCAGCAAUCGAAGCAUGCGGCUAUCGCUGCGUCAUUCCUUUGGCGAGCCCUCUACGGCAUUCACCACCUCGCAGCAACACCUCGAGACUUCCAGCAGCAGCAGCAGAAGCAGCAGCAAGAACGUGCAGCAGCAGCUAAUGUGACACCGGGGGGGCAAAAGCAGCAGCAGCAGCAGCAGCAACAGCAGCACGCUGCAGCAAGGGGGGGAGAAGAUGAAGAGCAGCCGCAGCAGCAGCAACAAGCUACUCCUACGCCUAUCACCCCCCGCAGCAGCACCGAAGGCAGCAGUAACGACAGUUCCAGCGGCAGCAGCAGCAGCAGCAGCAGCAGCAGGGAAAUGUCUGCUUUUGUGUUUUAUAGAAACCACUCGUGCCCUCAGGUGCAGCACUCCCCAUGGGUGACGGCCCCGCUGUCUCUGUUGCAGCAUUUGCUGCAGCCACUUCAGCAGCAGCAACAGCAGCAACAGCAACAGCAGCAGCAAGAGAGUUUGCUGCAGCUGCUGCCGCUGAAGCACUUGGCGCGCAAGAGCAGCAGCUUACACGAGGAAGUUUUUGUCUCCUUGCCGGAAGCAGUCAGAUCUGCUGCUGCAGCAGAAGUAGAAGUUGGGCCCUUUGUUGUGGAUACGCUCAUACAGCAGCAGCCCCUGCUGCUGUGGCAGCAGCAGCAGCAGCAGCAGCAGAAGCAGAAGAAGCAGCAGCACAAGAAGCGGCAGCAUGUGCAGCAAGAAAGCGCGCAAAUAGGAGACAUCGAAAACAAAAAGAAACCAACAAAACAAAAGCACGACUUUCCCGACCUGCAGCAGCCUGCUGCUGCUGCUGUUGCUGCUGCUGCUGCUGCUGCUGGGGCUAAAGAGAGCAACGCUGGAGCAGCCGAUGCUGCUGCCGCAGGAUUUGCUGCAGGCCUCCGAAAUGAAGACACACGGAAAGGUGCAAGAAGAGCCAAGCCGAGCAGCAGCCGCGAUGGCAGCAGCAAGAGCAGCAGCAGCAAGAGCAGCAGCAGCAAGAGCAGCAGCAGCAGCAGAGAAGACACUAGACUAGAGCGUUGA